Aspergillus clavatus NRRL 1 is the source of this 612-nucleotide messenger RNA. RefSeq names its product putative phosphoglycerate mutase family protein. The coding region runs from base 1 to 612 and encodes 203 amino acids. The record is from RefSeq and is a predicted model, not a curated record. The transcript is spliced from 3 exons. Lineage: Eukaryota; Fungi; Ascomycota; Eurotiomycetes; Eurotiales; Aspergillaceae.
AUGUUGUUCUACAUCUCCUUGGUCGCGCUACUCACCUUCCUCCAGGUCACGCCCAUCGCCGCAGACCGACCGACGGUCUACAUCAUCCGUCACGGCGAGAAGCCCAGCGACCCCGAGGACUCCGGCCUCAACGCCGACGGCUUCAAGCGAGCUGAGUGUCUCCGCGACGUCUUUGGCAUCCACUCGCCGUACAACAUCGGUUACAUCAUCGCCCCAAGACCAAACAGAUAUGGCGACCACAGACGGUCCUUCGAAACCGUGCUCCCGCUCGCCAUCGACCUCGGCCUCCCCGUCGACCUGUCCUGCAAACGGAACCAGGUCCGCUGCGUCGCCGGCCUGGUGAGAGAUUUCGACGGGCCGGGAAACAUCCUGAUCUCCUGGCGCCAUGGGCGGAUACAGGAGAUCGUGGAGGAACUCGGCGCCGACGACGCGCCGGAAUACCCAGAUGAGCGCGGGGUCAUGCUGGGUUCACAGUUGCAACGUCGCUCACAGGAUAUGGAUAGCUUCGAUCUGAUCUGGACUGCCCCGUUCCCAUAUGAGGAGAUCACGGAUAUCAGGAGCGAGGGAUGUCCUGGUCUGGACACUGAAGUGUUAUUGACAGUUCAAGGGUAA